UAGAAAGUGAUUUUAUUUGAAAAAGUAAUUAAAAAAAUUGGGUUUAUUUUAUUAUCUAGAGAAAAAGGAAAAAAAAUAAUUGUAAGUGAAUCAAAAAAAAAAUUUUUUGGUGCAAUAUGAAUUGCGAUAUUGAAUGGCGCGAAAAUUAUUCGUGCUCUUCGACUAAAAAGGACAAAAUUGUUUAAGUUCGUUAUUUUUUGUUGUUAUUGUUACAAUUCAGUGGUUCCUGGAAAUUUUAUUUUGCUAGCCGAUCUUACGGAUUAUUUUCAAGUUACAUAAUCAAGAAAAGAUAUGCGACCACGAAAACGACGACUCUAAGCGUGGGGAUUGAAAUUUUCGGAACUCAAUAUUGGACAUAAAGGCAUGUUGUACGUAAGAAGAGCGGAAAUAGAGGUCCGCACGAAAGAUGAUGGAGUUAAGUAGAUAGAAGACCAUUCUUGGCACCAUCAGCAGACGCUACUUUGCGGCGCACGAUGCUCUGCUAUCUCUCUCUAACUAUUCUCUUCGUCGUUAAUGUGCCAUUCGUGACGGGGUUGGAGCCAGACUUCCUUUACCCACUUGAGAAUGUAACGAUCCCGCAGGGUCGAGACGCUACCUUCACCUGUGUGGUGAAUGAUCUCGGUGGAUACCGGGUGAGUCCUUCCUCCUCCGCGAGUGGAAAUCAUGGUGGCACCAGGGCCCGGGUGGCGUGGAUAAAGGCGGACACUAAGGCAAUUUUAGCGAUUCACGAACACGUUAUUACGAACAAUGCUCGACUUUCUGUGACGCACAGUGAUUCACAUACGUGGACAUUGAGCAUUAAAGAAGCACGUCGAGAGGAUCGUGGAGUGUACAUGUGCCAGGUGAACACAGAUCCCAUGAAAAGCCAGAGCGCAUUUCUGGAGGUGGUAAUCCCACCGGACAUAAUUUACGAAGAGACGUCUGGGGAUUUGAUGAUACCGGAAGGUGGUUCUGCGAAGCUGGUUUGUAAGGCUCGCGGUUUCCCAAAGCCAGACAUCGCUUGGCGACGCGAGGACAAGAACAACAUAACGUCAAGAUCCAGCCACACUGGUCUAAAAACUAAAGUACCAUUUGCACAAGGAGAAACACUACUGUUCUCGAAAGUGACGAGAAGCGAAAUGGGCGCUUAUUUAUGUAUAGCAAGCAAUGGCGUACCACCAACAGUCAGCAAACGAAUGAUAUUACAAGUACACUUUCGUCCAUUGAUUCAAGUGCCGAAUCAGCUUGUGGGUGCCCCAACCGCUACUGAUGUCACAUUGGUUUGCUAUGUAGAAGCUUCGCCAAAGCCCAUAAAUUAUUGGACACGUGAUACAGGGGAAAUGAUAAUCAGCAAUGGAAAGUACUCAAUGUCAGAAACGGAAGUUUCAGUCUACAGUGCGCAAAUGCGUUUAUUAAUAAAGGACCUUCAAAAUCGGGAUUUUGGCGGUUAUAAGUGCAUCUCGAAGAAUUCGCUGGGCGAUGCUGAGGGAAGCAUUCAUCUUUACUCAAUGAAUCUAGAGUCGAAAAAUAAUGAACAAUAUGGUGUUCAUCUCGAAGACGAGGCAUCGGAGAAUCGCGAGGGUCACAGAUUAAAUCACGUUUAUCAAGGAUCAUUAAGAGAAACUGGUUCAACAUUGAGACCAAGACAUAAUGGUGGCGGUUACAGUAAUUCUAAUUCAUCGUUAAGGAAACAUAAAUCAGCUGUUUGGAUAAUGCUAAUUAUUUCCUAUCACCUGACAAGGUACACGUAAGACCAUCAAUAUCAAGAGCUACCAAAUCGUUCGUUUUCAUAAUAAUGAAGAAUAUUUUUCACAAUCCAAAAACCAUAUUUAUCCAAAAUUUAAAAAAGAGAUUAAAAUUUUAAA
This is a messenger RNA of Leptopilina heterotoma, 1844 nucleotides long. Its product is annotated as lachesin-like. Gene Ontology annotation, cellular component: neuron projection. The record is from RefSeq and is a predicted model, not a curated record. The transcript has 11 exons. Bases 474 to 1730 code for a protein of 418 amino acids. NCBI's taxonomy places the organism in Eukaryota, Metazoa, Arthropoda, Insecta, Hymenoptera, Figitidae.